AUGUCUCAGAAUCUUAUGGAUACUCAACCCGGAGGUGACACCGAGGGCUCUACACAGCCAUCAACACCGUCACAGUGCCGCACAAGAAGUCCGGCGGACAGUUCGGCAACCUCCGUUGAUUUCGUGCCCGAGGUUGAAGCCGCCAAGAAAGCAGAGGAUGGUGAAAAGACGGCAGAGAAGAUUCGCUACGGUCAAUCGUUGAGCGAGAACGGCAUGGGAGGUCAAACCACAGGCCUCGGACAGGCAAACAGCAGCAGCGCUGGUUCAGAAGCACAGAACACGGAUGCGGAUGCUGUGAGCGAGAGAGAAAUGUCUGGCUACGGUGGUGACAAAGACAUGGACAGAAACAUUGGUGCAUAA
Aureobasidium vineae is the source of this 360-nucleotide messenger RNA. The record is from the annotation of a GenBank genome assembly. Lineage: Eukaryota; Fungi; Ascomycota; Dothideomycetes; Dothideales; Saccotheciaceae.